Molecule: messenger RNA, 818 nt
Organism: Diabrotica virgifera virgifera (western corn rootworm)
Lineage: Eukaryota; Metazoa; Arthropoda; Insecta; Coleoptera; Chrysomelidae
Exons: 2
Coding region: 39-779 (246 amino acids)
Source: RefSeq, a predicted model, not a curated record
CAUAUUUCAAUUUUUGUAACCGCGCAGUGUCAGACGUAAUGAGAAGCGGUGUCAUGUUAAUAUUUCAUAUUAAAAGGGUAAUAUCAGUGACAGUUUUGCUAGUUGUUGGAAGGUACAUUAAACAUAUAACAUCGAGAAAACUUUUUGGGAAAAUACUAAUUAAACUACCUAGUUGCUUCUUCGUGACAUAUAGGAUAGUAGUUAAUGAACAAAUUAUUGAAUUUAAUAGAAAAGUAAGACAACUAGUUGGAUUUGAUUAUAUUAAUAAUACUUCUGAUCAUACUUCAGAUGAUGAUGAUUUUGAAGAAUCGGCGGUAUUAAGACCACGAACUGACAUUUUGCAACAGUUUGACGAAGAAGUCAUAUACAAACCUAGUUCAACUCCUGAAAAGACCGAGUCUAUCCCAAAACUGAGUCCUGUCACCAAUUACAUUCACGGUUGGCAAAUGAAAAAGGCUCAGAUAUGUCUAGAGGAAUCGAUACACGAACCCCAAACCAGGAAUUGCGUUUCAAGUCAACGUCUUCAAUUAAUUGUUACUCCACCGCUACGAAGAAUAACCACAGAUGAUUUGAAUUCUGUUAGGUUGAAAAGACCUGCAUUAGUAUCAGAUGCAGUUAUUCCUACUACCAAUGAUUUGCUGGCCGUGCUUAGAAGGAGGUUCGCUGCAAUGCACGACUCGUACAAUAGUGAAAGUGAAUCUGAUAUCGCCGAUGAGAUGAACAACUCUGAAUAUUUUAAUAUUGAUGUUAAAGAGUGCACUGAAAUUGCUUGUUUAUAGACACAAAGCACUUAAUAUAUAAUCUUAAUUUUUAGCUAA